CCCAUAAAAGCCACUCCUUUAUUUUAAUUGAAGCGUAAAACAAAAGUUUGAGUAAAGGCAAUGAAUAAAUAAAGAAAGAUAGCAAAGAAAGAAAGAACUGCAUGAAGAAGGAGAUUCCAUGGAGGAGAAGCUGAGUCUGAUGAGUAAUAGCAAAUGGAUAGCCACGGUGGCAGGCAUAUGGAUCCAGUGUUGCGUCGGUGCAUACACCUUCAGCAUCUACUCCUCAGCUCUGAAAUCGAGCCAAGGCUACGACCAAUCAACGCUCGACACCGUGGCUGUGUUCAAGGAUAUUGGCAGCAACGCCGGAGUACUGGCUGGGAUGCUCUACUCCGCCGUGGCAGUGGGCAAUAACCGCAAAAGUAACGGUAAUAACUACCAGUGGGGUGGACCAUGGGUGGUCCACUUGGCGGGGGCGAUCCAGAACUUUGUUGGGUAUUUCAUGAUGUGGGCUUUUGUGGUCGGGUUGAUCGGACGGCCACCGGUGGCGGUGAUGUGUUUGUUCAUGCUGUUGUCUUCUCAUUCCAUGACUUUCUUUACGACGGCCAAUAUGGUGUCCGGUGUGCAGAACUUCCCUCAUUCUGGUGGGACCAUUGUGGGGAUCAUGAAGGGAUUUCUUGGUAUUAGUGGAGCAAUAGUGAUCCAAGUGUAUGACACAUUCUGGGAGGGAAAGCCAAGCAUUUUCCUUCUGAUGCUUGCUCUGUUGCCUACGUUCGUCACUCUUGUUCUUAUGUUUUUUGUGAGAAUCCAUAAAUCUAACACUGCUAAUGACCAGAAACACUUGAAUGGUUUCACUAUAGUUGCUUUGAUCAUUGCUGGUUAUCUCAUGAUUCUAAUCAUUUUGGAAAACAUCUUUAGUUUACCAUUGUGGGCGCGCAUUUUCAACUUUGUACUUCUUUUGCUUCUACUUGCAUUACCUCUUGGAAUAGCAAUCAAAGCCCAAAAGGACACCAAGAAAUUUCUAGAAACAUUGUCCCUUGAGAAUGAUCCUUCAAUGGAGAAUCCUCUAGCAUACAAUGAAUUGCCUGGUGGAGAGGGUCAAGUUGAUGCUGAUUUAGAUGACAAAAUUCUGUCUGAUGAAGAGGGCAUGAAUCUUUUGCAAUCAAUGUGCACUAUAAACUUCUGGUUAUUGUUUGUUGCUAUGGUAUGUGGAAUGGGCUCUGGGGUAGCUGUGGUAAAUAACUUGAGCCAAAUAGGUCAAUCUCUCAAUUACACUACUUUGGAGACGAAAAAUUUGGUCUCUUUAUGGAGCAUAUGGAAUUUUCUGGGUCGUAUUGGAGCUGGCUAUUUAUCAGAUUAUUUGCUUCACACCAGAGGUUGGGCAAGGCCAUUGUUGAUGGCUAUUACUCUAGCAACAAUGGGUGUUGGCCACCUUGUUGUUGCUUCUGGUUUACCUGGAACUCUAUAUGUAGGUUCAAUCCUAGUAGGCAUUUGUUAUGGUUCACAAUGGUCACUAAUGCCAACUAUUUCUUCAGAACUAUUUGGUGUUAGGCAUGUGGGUACUAUUUUCAACACUAUUGGCAUAGCAAGUCCUGUGGGAUCUUAUAUCUUCUCUGUAAGAGUAAUUGGGUACAUUUAUGACGAGGAAGCGAAGGGUGAAGAUGACUCAUGCUAUGGUACCCAUUGCUUUAGGUUGUCUUUUAUGAUCAUGGCAUCCGUAGCAUUUUUGGGGUCUCUUGUUGCUCUUACAUUGCUCUUUCGUACAAAAAGGUUCUAUCAGCUUGUUGUGCUCAAAAGAAUUAAGCUUUCUUUAAGCUGAAGAGAAGUCAAUGUGAAAAUUUUCAUUUACAGGGAAACAUUAGGCGAGGUUUUUUUUUUUUUUUUUGGUGUCUUCAUUAGAAUACAUUAUAGGUUGUAAUAUGGUUAAC
This is a messenger RNA of Quercus lobata, 1865 nucleotides long. RefSeq names its product protein NUCLEAR FUSION DEFECTIVE 4-like. The transcript is spliced from 2 exons. Bases 119 to 1756 code for a protein of 545 amino acids. Lineage: Eukaryota; Viridiplantae; Streptophyta; Magnoliopsida; Fagales; Fagaceae. Gene Ontology annotation, cellular component: membrane. Gene Ontology annotation, molecular function: transmembrane transporter activity. The record is from RefSeq and is a predicted model, not a curated record.